This is a messenger RNA of Giardia duodenalis, 960 nucleotides long. RefSeq lists its product as uncharacterized. The record is from RefSeq and is a predicted model, not a curated record. Gene Ontology annotation, molecular function: metal ion binding. Bases 1 to 960 code for a protein of 319 amino acids. Lineage: Eukaryota; Fornicata; Diplomonadida; Hexamitidae. The transcript has a single exon.
AUGAUUCGUGGACUACGGAAUAGCCAACAGGGCGUCCACAAGUCAGUGAUACAUGCCAUAGAAGAUGCCCCGGCCAACUGGGAGAGAGGGUACUGCGACCUAUGCUGUCUCUCGCUCAGCAAAGCAUUUAUGCUCGGUUGUGGACACACGUUCUGCGAUCGUUGCAUUGUGGUACUGGUGGAGGGAAACAAAUCUCUCCCGCCUGAUACUAUGGAGUGCCCUUUUUGCUUGGCCAUCUCGCCGCAUCUCACCUCAAUAGAUUCUAAGAUAACGCCGGAGCUACCAGCUUUGAUUCCUGUCACAUGUCAGGCACUAAGCCACAAAGAUACAAAAAACACCUCUGUCCACUACUUUUGUGUACAAACCGGUGAGCUUAUUUGUACAUCCUGCGCGUCGUCAGCCUUGUACACUGAGAAGGCCUUGCUCACUAUAACAGAGGCGGCGGAGCACUUUGGAAACACGAUCCACAACAAGACCACUGCAAUCCGCCUAGCAGUUGCAGAGAUUCGCAAGCAUGUCUGGAGGCUCAGACGCCAGCAGCACGACCUGGAUCUACAGCUGGAGGAAGCAGUUAGUAAUCUAAACAACCGAAAGGUGGAAAUCAUUAAUGUAAUUACAGAGAGAUUUGUGACUCUAGAACGGGCACUCACUCGACUCGCAGGCGUGCAUCGGGAGGCGCUUACCAGAGAAAUCAAUGACCUCACGCAGCAGGUGCGUUUGGUGAUGGAGUCUGUCUCUAGCUCGGAGAAGCAUGUAGCGCAGCAGGAGCCGCUUUCCUUCCUCGCCGAGGCGAAAAGACUCGUUUCCCUGCUUUCCCGGAGGCUGGGAGCUCUUUCUGGCUGCACCGGGCGGUCAGCACCGCCCCUGCCGGAGCUCCCCCGGCUCGGCAGCACGGCGGGCGUCGUGGGGGCCGUGCGGGCCCUCGACCUCAGCGGCCCGCGCGCAGUGAACGGAAAGUGA